Drosophila kikkawai is the source of this 2372-nucleotide messenger RNA. RefSeq lists its product as uncharacterized. Lineage: Eukaryota; Metazoa; Arthropoda; Insecta; Diptera; Drosophilidae. The record is from RefSeq and is a predicted model, not a curated record.
GACUCCAACGCAGCGAAGAGCUUAGUUCGCGUUUAACGGCUCGAAAAUGUGCAAUUUGUUUUGGCUUUUGGCCUGUUUUCUGGCUGUCUGUCUGCCCUUCGCCCUCGGAGGUGUCGCCGCCAAUGCUAACAAUGUAACUCAGACAGAGCCUAAAGCGGAGCUAGUGCCCGCGGCAGAGAAACUGAUUCGCUAUCGUCGUCAGCCGCCCUACGCUGUGGGAAAGCGCUCCAAGCUACGCCGCCGGACUAAGGGUCCGCCCAAGAUCAAGUAUGGACCACCACCUCCUUCUCAACAUUUCCGGUAUGCAAAGCCAUCGUUUCCGGCACACUUGGAGGAGCCCAGCUUCUCCAUUGAUGACUUCCAGCACUUGAAAUUCGAUGGCGCCGACUUCAAGAUACCAACUUCGAGCUACGAGGCGCAAUCCAUGGAUCUGGACUUUUAUAACCAUGACACGGAGCCGGAUCUGUAUGGAGCGCACAAGUUUCCCAGCCUGGAUUUUGGACUAGUGACCACACACAACGAUCAUGUGCCGCACCAAAAAUACGGACUGCCGCCGCUUCAUCAAAGCUUUAAGCCAGAUCACUCGUUUGCCUCGCACUACGAGCCUCCUCCGCCACCCGCUCCGGCUCCGGCUCACCCACCAGCCACGCGUUAUGGAGUGCCCACGGCCCCGGUGCCAGUGCCCAGCUAUAAGCACCAGGAUCUGCCGCCGCCCGAUUCCUAUUCCAUUUACGAGCAAAAGAUCCCCAAUGUGAAUUAUCAUCAGAACUUUGCUGAGCCACCGAAGCAUGGCUCUAAGACUAAUCCUAAUUUUGAGAUUGCCUACUCGCCGCCUGCUUUUGAGAUCAGUACAUCCUAUCAGUCGAAUCACCAGCAGAGCUAUGCGCCACCACAUCCUGGAGGGGAUAGCCACAAGGGCAGCUUCGCUGAGCCACCUUCCACGAACUAUGUGAAGCCUCCAACUAAUAAUUAUGCUCCACCUCAGCUUCCUCAUCAUCCUCCCUCUUCUGGUUACGACCAACCUGCUCAGCAUCCUUCUCCCAGCUAUGAUCAGCCACCUCAGCUUCCGCCAUCUAACAGCUAUGAUCCUCCAACUAACAACUAUGCUCCUCCACAGCAUCCUCCUUCCUCAAGCUAUGAUCUACCUCCUCAGCAUCCACCUUCCUCGAGCUACGAUCAGGCUCAGCAGCAUCCUUCUUCCUCUAGCUAUGAUCUAGCACCUCAGCAUCCACCCUCCACUUAUGAUGGAUCACCACAGCUUCCACCUUCAUCCAGCUAUGAUCCAUCACAGCAGCAUAUUCCCACCAACUAUGCUCCUCCCGAUUCUCAACCCUAUCCUAUCCAGAACUAUCCGCAGGAUGAUUAUGCACCGCCAUCACAGGAACUGCCCCUAAAUCCGCACCACAAAUUCCCCAGCUUUGAUUUUCCCAAAUCCAGCUACGAAGUUCCCAUCUACGAUCCCAUACCCUUCGAGGCAUCCAACAGAGAGGAACAGGAAUCGUAUCCACCCAUCCUAUCCUUGUCGCCCGAUCAUCAUAACGAAAUACCAUCAGAUGCCCAUGCCGCAGGAAGUUCUAAGAAGAGGAAAAGGAAGCGAAAGCCGAAUGUUGGAGGAGGAGGAGCCAUUGUGCCGGGUAAGCACACGCUAGAUGUGCCAGAGCUACAGCAUGCCUAUGAUGCAGACACUCAUGUGGGAGACUCCAAUGAACAAGUAGAUGCAGAUGCGGAUGCCCAUGGCUCGCAUUAUGUGGAGAGAAAGCAGACCUUUGUCAACUUUGUGACACCCACAACGUCCUCAACGACCACGACGCCGGCACCCUGGAGUCCCAUGCGGGGCAGGAGUAGUACACCGAGCACGGGAUUUAUCCCCACCAUUGUGACGAGUACGGCAGCUCCACGUACCACCGUCCGAAGUAGAGGUGGUUCGCGCUAUCGCAGCACCCAGCCCGUGAGUCCCAGCCCCCUGGAUCCCAUCUCUAGCAGCGUUAGGAUCGAGCAGUCACACUCCCAGAGCUACUACGAUGGCACCAUAGCACCGCCCACCCGGCAGCAGCAGCAGUUCUCCCGCGGAACUCGACCCACGCGGCCCAGCUAUGUGAGGAACCAAAGCCAGGUGUCCCCGCUGGCCCUGCAGCCGGCGGAGCAGGGUAGAGGCGUCCCCACAUCCAAGCGAACAACCAAGGGUGUCUUUGACACAACGUUGUUUAAGAGUCCGCUUACCGAUCGCGAGAUGGAGCGAAAGCUUCAGGGGAUGCGUCCAAACUUGCCAAAAAACCACAAACUAUACUAGGUUCUCAGACGUAGAAAGGAAGGCAGCAACGAACGAACAGGAGGCAUAGCUUAAAGACUUGUUUGACUAGUGUGUAAGCCUU